Misgurnus anguillicaudatus (oriental weatherfish) is the source of this 3411-nucleotide messenger RNA. The record is from RefSeq and is a predicted model, not a curated record. NCBI's taxonomy places the organism in Eukaryota, Metazoa, Chordata, Actinopteri, Cypriniformes, Cobitidae.
GCGCGGUAAGCAGGAAAUUUUUUCUCUGUCGGGUGAAUUCCAAUGAAUGAAUUUUGUGUUACAGCAGCUGUAAAUGACUAUAGUGACUUACAUCACUGUUACUGUACAGCUGCAGUGUCUUUGCUGGAGCACUUUGAACCCUGAUGACACCUUGACAACAGUGUGACUUUGAAAACCUUCACAGAUGACUUCUGAAAUUCAUCUGAGACAACUGGGGAUAUUCGAUGGAUUUGUGAUUUAAUGUUUUUUCUGGCUUUGUUUAUGGCAUUAGUGAAUGAGAGGACCUUGGUGAUGUCUUUUUUCGGGUGGCGACAGACAAGGUAACAGGCAAGCUGAGUUCAACUCUUUCAUGGGUGAAGAACUCAGUGUCGCAUACGGUGAGUCAGAUGGCUAGUCAGGUGGCAACACCCUCUUCGCUGCACACCACAGCGGCUUCGUCAACUACCUCGCUGUCCUCGCCCUCAUCGGCCUCCCCGUCCCAGCUCAGCCCGGAUGAUGUGGAGCUGUUGGCCAAACUAGAGGAGCAGAACAGGUUGUUGGAGACAGACAGUAAAUCUUUACGUUCCGUAAAUGGCUCACGGAGGAACAGUGGCUCCUCGCUGGUGUCCAGUUCAUCAGCCUCCUCCAACUUAUCACACUUGGAGGAGGAUACAUGGAUUAUGUGGGGACGAAUCGUCAAUGAGUGGGAAGACGUGCGGAAGAAGAAGGAAAAGCAACUAAAGGAUUUGGUUAGGAAAGGCAUUCCCCAUCACUUCCGAGCAAUAGUGUGGCAGCUGUUAUGCAAUGCCCAGAGUCUUCCUAUAAAGGAACAAUACUCUGAGCUGCUGAAGAUGACCUCGCCCUGUGAAAAACUCAUCCGCAGGGACAUUGCCCGGACCUACCCUGAACACGAGUUCUUUAAGGAGAAGGACAGUCUGGGACAAGAGGUGCUCUUUAAUGUUAUGAAGGCUUAUUCUCUGGUUGAUAGAGAGGUUGGCUACUGUCAGGGAAGUGCUUUCAUUGUUGGCCUUCUUCUUAUGCAGAUGCCAGAAGAGGAAGCUUUCUGUGUGUUUGUGAAACUGAUGCAGGACUACAGGCUGAGAGAACUUUUUAAACCCAGUAUGGCUGAACUGGGUCUUUGCAUGUACCAGUUUGAAUGUAUGAUUCAGGAGCAGCUCCCAGAGCUUUAUGUGCACUUCCAGGCCCAGAGUUUCCAUACCUCCAUGUACGCAUCAUCCUGGUUCCUCACCAUCUUUCUUACCUCAUUUCCUCUUCCUGUUGCCACCAGGAUCUUUGACAUUUUCAUGUGUGAGGGUUUAGAAAUAGUGUUUCGUGUGGGAAUGGCCAUCCUGCAGAUGAAUCAGGCUGAACUAAUGCAGUUGGACAUGGAGGGGAUGUUGCAGCACUUUCAGAAGAUCAUCCCUUACCAGCUGGAAAGUGGACCAGACAAAGUAAUUCAAGCUGCUUAUCAAGUCAAAUACAAUGCCAAGAAAAUGAAAAAAUUGGAGAAAGAAUACACUACAAUCAAAACCAAGGAGAUGGAGGAACAGGUGGAGAUCAAGAGACUACGCACAGAAAACAGACUUCUAAAGCAGCGAAUAGACACUUUGGAAAAAGAAAGUGCUUCUUUGGCAGAUAGAUUGAUUCAGGGUCAGGUGACUCGAGCCCAAGAGGCAGAGGAGAACUAUCUGGUCAAGCGGGAACUGGCCACAGUUAAACAACAGAACGAAGAGACCAGUGCACAGCUGGAGCAGGCGCAAAACACCAUCCGACAGCUCCAACGUCAGCCCUAUUUGAAGAUGAACCCGCGUUACUCUGAGGAGUUCAUUUUGCAGUUGGAGAGGGAGCUUGUACAGGCCAGACUUAAGGAAGCUGAGUCUCAGUGUGCCCUGAAAGAGAUGCAAGACAAAAUCCUCGACAUGGAGAAGAGAAACUCAUCACUGCCAGAUGAGAAUAAUGUGGUUCGUUUACAAGAAGAACUAAUUGGUGUAAAGCUGCGGGAGGCGGAGGCUAUAACAGGCCUUAAGGAGCUUAGACAGCAGGUCAGAGGUCUUGAGGAUCACUGGCAGAGGCAUUUGGCGCGCACGGCGGGCCGGUGGAAAGACAGCCCACGAAAGAAUGCAACGAGCGAACUGCAGGACGAGCUGAUGAGCGUGAGGCUUAAAGAGGCCGAGGCUCAGGCUGAACUAAGAGAGACCAGACAGAGGAUGCUGGAGCUGGAGACACAGAAUCAAAUACAUAGUAAUCAAUUGCGACGGGCGGAACAGGAGGCACGAAGCCUACAGGAGCAACUGCAGGCUUUGACCAGCCAGAGCAAGAUGCUGCUUGCAGAGCUGCAGGAGACAAAACGGAAACAGGCUGAAAUAGAGUGCAAGAACAAAGAAGAGGUAAUGGCAGUGAGGUUGAGAGAAGCAGACAAUAUAGCUGCCAUGGCUGAACUUCAACAGCAGAUAUCUGAACUUGAGAUUCAGAAAGAGGAAGGAAAGGUCCAAGGCCAGCUAAACAACACGGACUCCAGCCAGUACAUCCGAGACCUCAAAGACCAGAUAGCCGAUCUCAAAGACGAGAUCCGGUGUUUAAGAGGACAAAGGGGUUUAACCAACCAACCAAGUUUUGAUGGAAUUCAUAUAGUCAAUCACUAUGGCGGAGACCAUGAAUCCUACCCGUCUUCUGAUGAAGAUGGAGUGAAGAUGUCACCCUGCCUGACUGGUCGUCAGAUUAGAGGCCGGAUCACACUACACCCGAAUCUUGGGGACUCUGAAAGCGAUGAUGAUGAGGAUGGAGAUGACCUACAGCUUACUGUGCCCUCGAAUGACAACCGUAAAACAACUACAGUGUGAUCGCGUGCAUGGAUGACGUAGACUGGCCAUCUAAAGUCUGGGAAAGAGCGCAUACAACCUCUCAUGUAAGAGGAAACAUUAAAAACUUGCCUACGUCGAGCAUGGGGCUAGAACUGGAGAACUUGAAAAGUCCUUGUUCAUCUUUACAAAUGAACUUUGGAGUCAUAUUUCUUAUAAAGUCAUGGUUUACAUCUGCAUUUGUUUUGUUUUUGCCAAAAUGCGUCGGAUGUUUGUCAUGGCACUUUAAUGUUCCUAAUUUUAGGUGCAGUGUGCCUCUCUAGACUCUUGAGAUCAUAGUAAUGAAGAUCAUCAUGUUGUGGAAGGAGAUUCACAAAUCUAUAAAACAUCACUUUUGGGUGUUUCAAAUACCCUAGAAUGGUUUUCUUAUUAUGAGAAGAGAUUUUGUAUAGCGUAGUAUUUUAUGCAUACUUGUACGUUUUCAUCGUCAUAGCUUUUAUUUUUUAAAUCAUCCAUUUUUUUUAAACAAACAAUGAGAAACCGGUGAGUGAAUUUGCUGGUGUACAUAACUUUAAGGGAAGCUUAUUAAACAAUUGAACACUAUAAUUUUUUAAUUAAACUUGUCCCAUAUCAA